Scomber scombrus (Atlantic mackerel) is the source of this 4265-nucleotide messenger RNA. RefSeq names its product TBC1 domain family member 8. The coding region runs from base 179 to 3592 and encodes 1137 amino acids. Lineage: Eukaryota; Metazoa; Chordata; Actinopteri; Scombriformes; Scombridae. The record is from RefSeq and is a predicted model, not a curated record. Gene Ontology annotation, molecular function: calcium ion binding. The transcript is spliced from 20 exons.
GUCUGAAGCCUGCUGUCGGCAGAGCAGGAUCAUCAUGGACAAACCCGAAAACCCGCCGCUCUAGGAGCGAGCCGGCCGCUGCCGAGCCGGAGGACCGGCGGAGACAACUUCACACACCGCCCGCUGUUAGAGACGGACACGGCGGAGGGCUUCCCCCGGUCCCUCCCUGCUGCAAGAAAUGUGGCUAAACCCGGAGGAAGUUCUGCUGAAAAACGCACUGAAGCUGUGGGUGACCGAGAGGAGCAACGACUUCUUCCUUCUGCAGAGGAGGAGAGGACAUGGAGAACCGACGGGAAAGAUCACAGGUCUGCUGGUGGGGGCGCUCGAUACGGUGCUGGACUCCAAUGCCCGGGUCACGCCUUUUCGCAUCCUCCUCCAGGUUCCUGGCUCCCAAGUCAGCUGGGUGAUCGCCAGCGGUGCUGCUAGAGAGGAAGUGAACAAGCACUGGGAUUGGCUGGCCCACAACCUGCUUCACUCUCUGUCUGUGUUUGAGAACAAGGAGGAUGUUGCCGGUUUCGUCAAAGGCAAAGUCAAGGGCCUGAUCGCAGAGGAGUUUCGGGGUCGCCAAGCCGCCCAGGAGGAGGACCCAGAGAAGUUCAGGGAGGCACUGCUGAAGUUUGAGCGGCACUUCAGCCUCCCUUCGUCAGAGAAGCUGGUGACGUACUUCUCCUGCUGCUGCUGGAAGGGCCGGGUGCCUCGACAGGGCUUCCUCUACCUCAGCAUCAACCACAUGGCCUUCUACUCCUUCCUGCUGGGGAAAGAAGUGAAAUUUGUUAUCCCUUGGGCGGAGGUGAUGCGGUUGGAGCGGGUCUCCACUGGCCUCAUGCCCGAGGCGAUCCGGGUCAGCACGCGGCAGCGGCAGAGGGAAUUCUCCAUGUUCCUGAACCUGGACGAGACCUUUGGGGUCAUUGGUCAGCUGGCUGACAUUGCCCUCAGACGGCUGCUGGACAGUGAAGGCCUGGAGCUGGACCGAGUCCUGCAGCAGCCCACACGCAUCAGCAAGAGGAUUCUAGAGGAGCAAGCAUUAAGGGAGUACGUCCUGGCUCUGUUUAGGCUUCCUCGUGGUGAAAGACUUCACGAGGUGGCUUCCUGUUCGGUGUGGACGCCCCACGCCCGCUGCCACACAGCCGGUACUCUGUACACCACAGACAGCUAUCUGUGCUUCUGCAGCAGAGAGGAAGGCCGCUGUACCCUGCUCAUACCCCUGUCAGAGGUGUUAUCCAUAGAAAAAGCAGAGAGCACCAGCGUGCUCCCUAACCCCGUCAUAGUGAGCAUUCGGACUAAAAAGGCCUUCCAGCUGAUCGAGCUGCAGGAGAGAGACGAGCUGGUCGAGAACCUCAACUCCAGACUCAGAGCACUACAGUGGAAACAGUCCAUGUUCCGCAGCAGCAAACAUGGCAAGAGGAGUGUGACCUCCCCGACACCCUACUACACCUUCUACUACGACACCGGGUUCUCCGAUGAAGAGGAGAUCGAAGAGCAGGUUCUUCGUAACACCGUCAACAGCGAGGCUCUGAUGACGGCCUUCCACCAAAACCAACCGGGAACCAACAAUGAGAAGAGCAUGGAGCAGAUGAGGGAGAGGCUGUGGGAGGAUCAUUUCGUCGAGUUCGGCCGCGGCAUCCACAUGUUCCGCACAGGGAAAAUCCAGAGGCUGGUUUCCAUGGGGAUACCAGAGUCACUGCGGGGUGAGCUGUGGAUGACACUUUCAGAUGCAUCCUCAGAGCUGGAGUCUCAUCAGGGCUACUAUACCAACCUGGUGCAGAAGUCCAUGGGUCAGAGCACCCUGGCCACCGAGGAGAUAGAGCGGGACCUGCACCGCUCGCUGCCGGACCACCCCGCCUUCCAGAACCCCACGGGCAUCGCCGCACUCAGGCGCGUCCUCACCGCCUACGCCCAUCGCAACCCCAAGAUCGGUUACUGUCAGUCUAUGAACAUCCUGGCGUCGGUGCUGCUGCUCUAUGCUAAAGAGGAAGAAGCUUUCUGGCUUCUGGUGGCAGUCUGUGAGAGGAUGCUGCCCGACUACUUCAACCGCAGGGUCAUAGGAGCUCAGGUGGAUCAGUCCGUGUUCGAGAAGCUGAUCGGCGAGCGUCUGCCGGAGCUCGCCGAACACUUCCCGGACCUCUCCACCCUCUCCUCUGUCUCCCUCUCCUGGUUCCUCACCCUCUUCCUCAGCGUCCUGCCCUUCCGCAGCGCCGUCUGCGUGGUCGACACCUUCUUCCUCCACGGGAUCAAAGCCAUCUUCCAGCUGGGUUUGGCCGUGCUGGAGGUCAACGCCGCACAGCUGUCCACCAGCACGGACGAAGGACAGGCGCUCAUGGUUCUCACAGGUUUUCUCGAGCAGGUUGGAUGGGAAGAGUCCUCUAGUCCCGUAUCCCCUCCACCCGCCGCAGAGACCGGCAGCAGCAACCCUGAUGUUCCCGCCGUGAGACACACAAACAUAACAGACCUCAUCAACGAGUCCUACGAGAAAUUCGGAGACCUGACAGUGAGACAGAUCGAGAGGCUUCGCUGUCGACACAGGAUCCAAGUCCUGCAGGCUCACGAAGACACCACCAAAGAAAACGCUCUGAGAGUGGUGACACCAGAUGUUUCCAUCUCUCCAGAGAAUUUGGCGGACGUGUACGACCUCUUUAAGACAGAGUACUUCAUCAGUCUGUACUGGGGCGACACCAGCUCUGCGGCGGCAGCAGAGGCGGCAGCGUGGAGGCACGGCGACUCCUACAUGGAGCGUCAGUACCGGCUGGACCGUCCUCAGUUCAAGAGCCUGUAUGGGCUGCUGGUGCCGUGGCCCGGCGGCUCCAACCAACACACCGACACGCUGGCCAACCGCACCUUCACCCUGCUGGACCAGGACCGCGACAACCUGGUCACCUUCAGGGAGUUCGCCGGCUGGCUGAACACUUUCUACUGUGAGGAGCUGAAUGAGAAGAUAAGGCUGCUCUACCGCCUGCACAUCCCACCAGCUCUGACUGAAAGCGAGGACGACCCCUCUCUGAUGAAGAGCCCCCUGGUGUCCACUAACAGACCCCUAUAUGUCAACCUGCCCACCGGUGUUACAGAGGAGGUGAAAGAUUACCAGGAGCAGCUGAAGCAGAUGUUGAAGGAUCUGGUGAAAGAGAAAGAGAAAGAUGUGGAGAAGCCUCUGCCGCUCAUGAACCAGCGGGAGUUCAUCCAGUUCUGUAAAACACUGUACAGCAUGUUCCACGGCGACCUGGAGGAGAAUGACCUCUUCCAGGCCAUCGCUACGGUAACCAGCCUCGUCCUGCAGAUCGGCGAGGCCGGCCACCGGGGCCGCUCGGCGUCAGAGGUCAGCGGCUCAGAUGCGGUGAAAGGAGCGGAGGCGGCGCAGUUGAACGCAGAGGCCCGCCACCGCUCCGUCUCCGACACCGGGGUCUGCGACGGGAACGCGACGGCGGAGGACGAGUGGACCAUCAGCUACGCUCAGAUCCUGGCGUCGCUGCUUACCGAGCAGGCGCUGGUGAACUUCUUCGAGAAGCCGGUGGACCUGUCGGCCAAAAUAGCAGCAGCCAAGGAGAAGCAGUACCACCAGCGGUCCGGUUUGCUCACGCUGCAGCAAGGGACCAGAUGACUGAAACAUACUGACUUUACACUGAUGAUGAAAAAAACCACAGUAUCAGUAUCACAUGACAGAAUGUGACGGCGGCUUCAGCAGCUAAACUACAGAAGCUAGUCAGGAAGCCAAAGAGCCUUUUUUAAAGUCAUCUGUAACAUUUAUCAGUGGCAUGAUUGUUGGAACACACUGGCACAACUUCUUUCUUUCUAGUCACUCACAGCCUGUGACGACAUGAGCUACUGUGGCCUGUAACUGACAACAGACAGCACUGUCUUAAAACUAGAGGACGAGUUAUUCCUUUAAACAUUUUGAGCCAGAAAGACGCCUCUAAUCUCAACAGAAGGCCAUUUAGGAAAUAUAUAUAUAUAGGAUAUAAUUAUCGUCACCACGAGGAUGCCUGGCAGUUAUUGUGUUGCCGAAUAAUUCUUACUAACAGUUCAGCAUUAAGGACAAAUCUAUCGUUCAUUCAGUUUUUUUUUUGGUUUUGUUUUUUUUUACAGAUUUUAUAACUUUUGUUUCUUUUGUAUUAAGUGUUUUCACUUGCACGCACCUUGAUAUUUUAAACUUUUUCAAAUGUAGUGAGAAACAAUCUACAGUGAUCAAAAAGUUUCAGAAUGCAGAACAUGUUUUAAAAAAAAACAAAAUAACGCUGGAAUUGUCCUUUUAAAAUAAAAGACACUGCACAUAG